Messenger RNA from Oncorhynchus nerka (sockeye salmon), 8475 nucleotides. Its product is annotated as transcription factor NF-E2 45 kDa subunit-like. Gene Ontology annotation, molecular function: RNA polymerase II cis-regulatory region sequence-specific DNA binding; DNA-binding transcription factor activity, RNA polymerase II-specific. The transcript has 4 exons. Gene Ontology annotation, cellular component: nucleus. The coding region runs from base 392 to 1888 and encodes 498 amino acids. NCBI's taxonomy places the organism in Eukaryota, Metazoa, Chordata, Actinopteri, Salmoniformes, Salmonidae. The record is from RefSeq and is a predicted model, not a curated record. Gene Ontology annotation, biological process: regulation of transcription by RNA polymerase II.
GUGCAAGUGUUUUAUUAAUGAUAGAAGCUAAAAACUGUGGUGUGGUUGCUUUACAGGAAAGUUGCUUACAUCGGAGGCAGAGACACCCCUUUUCUGCUGGGGACUGUCUAUGUAGCAGAGCAGAAAGCUAGAGAUUGGCAGAGAGAGAAACACAGAAAGAGAGAGAGAGAGAGAGAGAGAGAAAGAGUGAAAGCACAUGCACUCCCUAUAAUGGUCGGUUAAAAGUGGACACGUUCACCUUCGUCCUCACAAAAGUGAAUAUAAAGUCAUUUUAUUCAUCUCUACCUGGAUUAUUAUUUGUCAUUCUGAAGAGUUUUGUCUCCCGAACACGUGUUGAAGACUCAGAGACAUGUUGCUCAGGAGGAUUCCCUGCAACCACAGCCAGUCCUGAAUGUGUGCAGCAGCCAACUAUAUACUCCCACUGAGGAGACAAAGUGAGGGCUUGGCGAAUCCGGGCAGGCUGUGUGGGGGGGUGUCGAUGCCCACCCAUGCCCCUGGAGCCCGGUCACGUGGAGCCCCCCACGACCCAGAGAUGGACCUGGCCUGGCAGGAACUGAUGGCCAUCACAGAUCUUCAGGAUUUUGAGGUCCCCCAUGAUGGCCCAUAUGAAAGUAUUCAGUACCAUCCCACAGAGCCACCUAGAUCUCUGGGAAGUUAUAGCAUAGCUCAGUCUCACUCUCAUACACAGUCUGUCCCCUGUUGUGGUGAGACAAACCGUGAUUUUGCAUAUGAGGGAACCUACUCUGAUGUAAUGCCAGCCUGCCAGCAUCAGGCUACCAGUGAAUUAACUGAGGCAUUGUACAGACAUUCUGGAACUCAUUCUGGAGCCCAGCUGAAUCCCAGAGUUCUGAACCCUCUGCCACCACCACAGAUGAAUUUUCUAGAACAAAUGAGUCUGAUGAGUGUCAGUGGUGAGGGGUCUGCUGGAAAAGACAAUGCUGGCCUCUCUCAAGGUUCGAGUCGACACAUGCUAGGGACUGAUCACAGGCAGGGCAAACACCAACCAUGCACUGUGGAUGAUCUGGAGUCUGACUCGGGCCUAUCGCUGGGGUCUAGCCCACCGCUGGCCUCACCGGAUGAUGUCAUGACCGGCGUACCUGCUUGUUCAAGCACAGAGGUUGGUCUGAACUAUAGUCACAGGGGGAUGGAGAGUAUGGUUGAGCAAGGUAGGAGAGCUAGCCUCCUUUACUCCUUGGAUUAUCAGCAGCAUCCUACCCAGUCCUACCCCUACUCAGGGCCGCACCCCUCUUACUUCCCUGUAACACAACCAUCCCAAAUGCAACCACAGCCUCACUUCCUGCCUCCCAUGUCAAUGAAACAUCAACAGGGUUUACAGAGUGCAUUGAAUGACUUGCACCUUAACAGCUCUGUCAGCAUAGGGAGCUCUUCUCAGGCGUUUUAUGUAAAACCCAGAGGCAACCCUUCUCCUGUCCCUCUGAGCCGGGACGAACGCAGAGCUCACGCCCUCAAGAUCCCUUUCCCUCUGGGGAAGAUCAUCAACCUACCUGUGGAUGACUUCAACGAGCUCCUGACCAAGUACACGCUCACAGACUCCCAGCUCGCCCUCGUCAGAGACAUCCGCCGGCGGGGGAAGAACAAGGUGGCGGCUCAGAACUGCAGGAAGAGGAAGCUGGAGAAUAUAGUUUACCUGGAGGGAGAGCUGGGUCAACUGCAGGCUCAGAGGGAUCACCUGGCCAGAGAGAGAAUGGAGUUCCAACACAACCUGGCUAUUGUUAAACACCGCCUCACAGACUUGUAUGCGGAAGUGUUCUCUCAGCUCCGGGAUGAGGAUGGACAUCCCUACUCUAUAGAGGACUACUCUCUACAGCAGACCCCUGAUGGGAACGUAUACCUGGUGCCACAUGCUGACGUGUUGGAUGGAGAAUAAUGUAAAGACGAAAUCUAUUGGACAGCUAUUGUAUACUGCCUCACUGUUUAUAUACCAUUAUGAAAUGUUGAUACAUCUACAGUACAGUAAGAGCCAUUAAGUAUACUGAACAAAAAUAUAAAACGCAACAAUUUAAGAGUUUCACUAAGUUACAGUUCUUAUAAGUUAAUUAAAAUAGAUCAAUUAGGCCCUAAUCUAUGGAUUUCAUGACUGGGAAUAGAGAUAUGCAUCUGUAGGUCACAUACCUUUAUAAACAUUUUUUUUAAUGGGCCUCAGGAUCUCACCACAGUAUCACUGUGCAUUCAAACUGCCAUUGCCAAAUGGAAUUUUGUUCAUUGUCCGUAGCUUAUGCCUGCCCAUACCAUAACCCUACUAUGGUGCACUGACAUCAAACCACUCGCCCACACGUUGUCUGCGGUAGCGAGGCAGGUUGGGCGUACUGCUGAGCUGUUUAAUCAGCUUCUUGAUAUGCCACACCUGAGUUGGAAGGAUUAUCUUGGCAAACAGUAAUGCUCACUAACAUUUUUGUGCAUCUUAUUUCAGCUCAUGAAACCAACAUGUUAAUGUUGAACGUGUAUGGCAGCUAAAAGUUCAGAUACUGUGCUCAUGUACAAGCAAGUCAAUAGUUAGUUACAAGUGAAGUCAUAUGGCUAUGCUUGUUCUGGAUACAUUUUAUUCAAUGGUUAAGACCAGUGCCUUCAGAAAGUAUUUAUACCCCUUGACGUAAUCCAUAUUUAUUGAAAAAUGAAAUUUCACACAAGUAUUCACACCCAAAUCAAAAGCUGAUCUAAGUCAAAACUAGGCCACCCACAUUCAAUGUAGUCUUGGUAAGCAACUCAUGUAUGUUGUAUGGCUGUGUUUGUCAUUGUCCUGCUUAAAGGUGAUUUUGCCUCUUAGGGUCUGAUGGAAAGCAGACUGAACCAGAUAUCCUUCAGGUUUUUGCCUGUGCUCAAUUCAUUGUACUAAAAAGAGAGAAAAAAGUUGUCCUUGCAGAUAAGAACACCCAUAACAUGAUGCAGCCACAACCGUACUUAAUGUGCUAGUACUUAACGUACUAUUCAGGGCAUAGUAAUAUCUUGCCAACCGGAUGCAUGGUUGGAAUAUUUGUUCUGUACAGGCUUCCUUUUCACUCACUUAGGUUAGCAUUGUGGAGCAUCAAUGUUGAUCCAGCCUCAGUGUCCUCCCAUCAGCCAUUAAACGGUUUUCAAGUCAUUGGCCACCAUCUCCAGCAACAGCGUUUUGUAGUGUAAUUAGUAAUGUCACCAUGUGCAAAGUGACAUUCAAUAACUCCCUGGUCUUGAUGUUAGAAAUGCACUGCUCAACCUCAAAGAUAAUUGUAUGUGUGGGGUACAGAGAUGAGGUAGCCAUUCAAAUCAUACUUACUGCACACGAGUCCAUGCAACUACCUAAGCAAAUUUACUCUGCAAAAUAGUCACUCCACAUUAGUGGUCGACAUGUUUACACAUUUCAAAAAACAAUUCCACUGACGAAGUUGCAAUUCAUUCCAUGAAAGUUCAGGCUGUAACACAAGGUCGAAAAACUCAAGUGAUGUGCAAACUUCCUGAAAGUGCCUUGUCAUUCAAUCAAGACAUACAUUUGGGGAAAUUAUAUUAUGUCCCUGCAUGAAUUGUAUUAGAGGAUGAGAAUGGUUUACCAUCUAUGCAGCUGUUUAAGCGUAGUAUUUAGCAAAUGCCAGACCAAAAUAGAAGAUAUGUAAAAAUAUUUUAUUGAUACAGAUGUGGGUAAAAAACACAAGUUAAAUCCUGCACAGCAGUAACAAAAAUAACGACCAUUGCAUUUCUCCAGGCACCCUAAAACAGAAGACAAAUCACAACAGCCUUAGAGAUGAGGCUUCAGAUAUUCUCCCACAAAAAUUGUGAAUAUUUCCAACCGUUAAACAGUCACUUACCUUGUGCAAUGUUACGGUGCGCAACGUCAUCAUGCUUUCAGUAGCAGUCCUUCAGAGCAGUUAGUUUCCUAGGAAAUAUCAGAAGAAAAGGAGACUGAGACGAUACAACAUUGAAAGGCGUUAGUCUGUUACCAUUUCAUAGUUUGACUGCCAACAUAUGCAUGCAUUACAAGGAUUGUAGCAUAUCUUUACGAUUAGUGCCAAAGGUCAAUGCCCCUUGUAUUACCAGAUGAACAGGGGGCGGUGAUUUGUACUAAAACAUCUCUGCACAUCCAAAUAAACUGUACAUGGUCAUGAAUGCUAUACUAUUCAUGUCUACAUUAACUACAAGAGUUUGCGCGUACUAACUAAAGAACAUGUUAUUUAAACUAACAGUAGUUGGAAAAGUCUCCUUACCCACAGACAGCAUUUAAGCCAUUUGGUAGCGGCUGCCUGCUAGUCUCAUGCCUUCUUGCUACUCACUCUCCCCUGCUUCACACUGCUCCUGUCAGGCGAUGGGCUGUUUACUAUGACUCGCCCUCAGCUCAGCUGGCUUCCAUGGCUGGCUAGCCUCAAGAGUGCAUCAUGUAAGCUAGCCUUUGCUGGCAGGUGUGCUGUAUGACAGGCGAGUGAUCUAGCCAGCCAACUCAAAUCUCCGGUGCAGUUCUCAAAGAGAUCAUGAACUGUUGACUGAGUAUUAUACUAGCAUAACUUAAUCCAUUGGGACCGUGUUCAGCAAUGACUUCAAAGCUAUGGUAUCACUUUGUCAAACCUUCCUUUGAGUGAUGUGCUGGAUACAUGUUAUUUUCUACAUUCUGUAGUAUGUGCAUUGGAAGACUAAGGACGUCCCACGCAAAAAAUAAAUAAAACAUGGGGCAAGGCAAGUCUCCAUUGACAAGUGGUACUUUUCUUCAAGAGUCAUUGACCUAAUCCAUCAGUCGUGUGGACCUGUAUUUGUUCUAAUGCAUUAAACACCCAAACCAGAAAACACCCUCCCCCUCAUUCCCCUAAAAGACACUAACAAGACUGAACGACAGUUUAAAAAAAACUGAAAGGUGGUUUAUUUCAACUUGAUUGGUUGCAGUUACACAAAAAUAAAAACGACUCAAAGAAAAACUACAUAAAACCUCAUUGGAAUGCUUUCUUUCCAGAAACAUCAAAUAAUCCUGUUUGACAACACAGAAAAACGAAUGAAGCCCCUCCAUGAUUUCUCUAUUGUACACAUCUCUUCUUGUAGCAGAUGUAACCUGCCACAUCUGUUUGGCUGAGCAGAUCUAGGUUGUAAACCUGCAGCUGCCCUGUCACUUGUCUCGCUCUCCUCUCCUAAGUACUGAGUCCUGUUGAACAAUAUGGAACAACAUCAAGUUAAACUGUGUACUGACUGAUGGAAUGACCAGAACCUACUACAUGAGAUCCAGAGCCAGCAUUCUUAACACUUGGCUCAAGAGCUAAAAACACAACUACAAGGACUCUAUGUAUCAAAGUGUAAAAGAAUGGAUCCCCUAGUUUCAGAACACUACAUAUUUAACAAAUUCUAGAAUAUGCGUAAGUCUCAUCUACACACGUUAUGUUUCAAACAGUCACAUUUAAAAACAUACCUUCUGAACAUUUAGAACCGCCGUCCACCGGAGCCCCCACCAUAUCCGCCACCGCCGCCACCCCCACCUGAGCUACCUCCAUAACCACCUGAAAAGAAACAUAAAGGUCAAAGGUUGAAUCAGAAAGAGCCCCCAGAACCUCAUAAAGUACAAAUUAAGAUGUUAAUUUACUGUCAAAUGCUUUGACAAACUGACCGUUCGUCACAUACUAGAUUCUCUGGAAGUACAAAACCAACACGUUUACUUGUUGCUCAGCACUGGCUGAGCAGUUGAUAGCCUGACGUGUGCCACCUACCACCAUAUGGGCCACUGUUCCUGCCACCGCCGCUACCCCCGCCACUGCCACCACCACCGCCGCUGCCACCACCACCGCUGCCGCCACCAAAGUUGUUACCCUUCAUCGGGCCGUAGUUGGAAGCCUGGUUGUUGUAGCUGCCAAAGUCAUUGUAGCCAUUUCCGCCACCAUUGCCGCCGCCGCCACCACCACCACUGCCGCCGAAGUUACCUGCACACAAUUUAAAAAGUCACAUUACUUAGUGAAGAUUAGUCUGGCCAUUUUACACAGGCUCAAGGAUAUUCCCAAUCAUUUGUGUACAGCUCGGAUAGAGUAUUUCAUGCAUCACUUUCAUCAAGUCAGCUAUGACCGAGUUCUCAUACUACUUCUUAUUUAGUAGGCCAUUUCGGUUUCUGGCCCAACGCUCUUAAACACUAGGCUAUCUGCCUACGCCUCUAAGGUUUUGUAUGCGAAAUCUCAGGUCUAAUAUGGUAACAUUUUAUGCUUACUACAUGCCAUUUAGAAGGGAAGUAUAGGUAGAUCAAUACUUUAACCAAACAGAAUGUAGUGUGAGAAUUUGAUCACAGCCUAUGAAGCCAUCCACUUACCAGCAACUGGUGCUGCCUCUUGUGGUGAAGCCAUGGACUUACCGCCGCCAAAGUUCCCGCCGUUGCCAUUGCCAUUGUUGUAGUCGUUAUAACCAUUUCCGCCACCGUAGCCCCCACCCUGUCCUCCGCCAUAACCUCCUUGUCCUCCACCGUAGCCACGGUUACCACCACCAUAACCACCGGGUCCUCCUCCAUAGCCACCUAUAGAAAGUAAGGUUCUAGUCUAAAUACACUCCCAGCAACAAGCGUACACACUAUAGAUAUACAUGGAACCCCGUGGGGGGGGGGGGUACGCACUUUACUGUAAGUCCCUGUGGAUAAGAACAUCUGCUAAAUUACUCAAAUGUAAAUGGACCAGUCUAUUGCUGUGAGUCUCAUGUUAUAGCUCUUCCUGCUGUCAUUUGUCCUACAGAGAAAUCAAAUCUUACCAUCUCCUCCCCCAUAACCAUUGUUGUAACCACCAUCUCCACCUCCAUAUCCACCCCCUCUGCCUCCUGAAACAGACGAGUCAGCAUCACCUAAAGUAUAUUGAAACAAUCACAAGUGGUUAAGUACACGGGUUCAAGCAGAGAUAUUGAGUGGUUCAGGACCACCACAUACCCCGGCCACUGAAGUAUUCAUCACAGCCAAAGUCAUUACCUCCGUAUCCCCCACCUCUGCCAUAGUUGCCACCACCGCCGCCACCACCACCACCACGGCCUGGGAAGAAAAUUAUAAACCAUUAGUACGAGACCAACCUCAGAAAUAAUUAAAGAUUAAACCACUUGCCAUGAAGAAGUCAUGGACUUACCACCCCUCAUACCCAUUCCUGUAGUCUGCAUCUCCUGUCUGGACAAGGCUUUCCUCACUUCGCAAUUGUGACCGUUCAGUGUGUGGUACUUCUGAACUGGGGAUAGAAGAUAGACUUAAAAUUACAGCAGAACACAAAAGGCCAGUGACUUUAAUUAUAAAGAAAGACAUUCAGACCACUACUUACUAACAAUCCUGUCCACUGCAUCAUGGUCAUCAAACGUGACAAAGGCAAAGCCCCUCUUCUUGCCACUGUUGCGGUCAGUCAUAAUGUCAAUUACUUCAAUCUUGCCAAAUUGCUCAAAGUAGUCUCGCAGGUGGGAGUCUUCUGUGUCUUCCUUGAUACCCCCAACAAAUAUUUUUUUCACUGUGACAUGAGCACCUGGUCGGCUGGAGUCCUCUCUGGACACCGCCCUCUUCGGCUCUACGAGCCUACCAUCAACCUUGUGGGGACGUGCUUCCAUGGCAGCGUCAACCUCAUUCACACCAGCAUAGGUGACAAAUCCAAACCCCCUGGAGCGCUUGUUGGCUGGAUCUCUCAUUACCUGUUGGUAAUAGAGAGUAAUGCAAAAAUAUUUCACUUGCACCGAUGUUCAAUGUAUGUUAACCAAUCAAACCCUGACUGACAAUGGAAACCCAUUCCGUAAUACUGCAGCCAACUAGGUAUAAAGGUUUCAAAUGUGUACACAAACACUCACCACACAAUCUGUAAGAGAUCCCCAUUGUUCGAAGUGUGCUCGCAAACUCUCAUCCGUGGUUUCGAAGCUCAGACCUCCGAUGAACAGUUUGCGGAGCUGUUCGGGUUCACGUGGGGCCUGGCCAUAAAGGGAGAAUGCAUUUAGAGCGAAAGCAAAUGAGAGCGAGCGCUACAUUGUAGCGAACUAGGCCAAUCAUUUUGACAUAUUCCUGAAGUUACUCGAAACAAGUUGUGGAGAUCGAACAAUAACAUAUGAUACCGUCAGCACCGUGUAGUAAAAGAAAGGCCUUGACCACGGGUGGUGGAGGUCGACUGCGACUCCAUAUUGUACAUCAAACAAAACGAUUUUUUUAAACCGGGAAAUGUGAACAAACUAUCGAUUAAUAUUAUAGCAAAAGUGUAGGGUAAAACACAAAUGUUACAUUUAACGUCCGCUUCAAAUGGCUAAACAAAACGCAAGAACAAUCAACGCCACGAGGCCUGUAGCUAAGAUGGCGGCAUCCCCACAAUUAUAGCUGCAAUAGACGCUCGUGAAGGGAAAGCCAUUUUGACUAGAUUGGUCAACGUGCACGAUAUAUUAAUACACUAAACGUAUAUAUCACAAAAUUGCAGGUAGAUAUUAAUUAGAAAAACUUACCUCCUUCGACAUUGUGGCUGGUAGUUUCCGAUCCCUUGUUCCUUAUUCGAGGACAGAAAUUCUGCGACAGAGAGACGACCGUGCCUGGAAAGAAAA